Molecule: messenger RNA, 2158 nt
Organism: Meleagris gallopavo (turkey)
Lineage: Eukaryota; Metazoa; Chordata; Aves; Galliformes; Phasianidae
Source: RefSeq, a predicted model, not a curated record
UCCGUUCUCGUGGAAAACUCUCCAUUAUUUCACCAUGUGAAUUCUCCUGUUCAUCUCAGAGUUUUCCAUCCCGAUCAAAAUUUUCUGCAGGUUAUGGAGGAAUCAAACAAGAAAUUGCACUGUGGGCAAAUGCAUCACUGAAGAUAAAUGGAGAUGAAUGACUAGUAAAUGAAAAUCUCUGUAGCAGAGGGAUGGAAAGCAGAAGGGGCAGAACAGCAGCACCGCUGGAAGAAAAGCAUAUGAAGAAGGACCUGAAGUGGAAUCCUGGCAGAGCUUCUCGUCCAGCCUCAGCUGCAGUUCGGGUGACUGACUUGAGUUGGCGAGGUAACCUAAAUCCCAGUCCACUGAUUAAAGAUGAUGAAGAACUACUUAUGGACGAAUACCUUUCCCCCAGGAAACUGAAAGCUUUGACAGGGAUGGAUGAUCUGCAGCAAGUAAAGGCCCUGGAGAUGCGAGUAGAUACAAGAGAGAGCAGCUUGGGGAAUUUUGGUGCCUAUCUACCUAAUCUGAGAGAGCUGAAGUUGAACAACAGCUUGCUCGUAUCCGUGAGGGAUCUUGGAACCACGUUGUCCCAUCUCCACGUGCUGUGGAUGGUUUGCUGUGGGCUCUUGGAUUUAGAUGGAAUCUCUGCCUGCAGCUCUCUAAAAGAACUCUACAUAGCCUACAACAAAAUCUCAGACCUGUGCCCACUGAGCUUUUUGGAUCACCUUGAGGUUUUGGACCUGGAAGGAAACAAUAUUGAGGACAUCAACCAGAUGCAAUACCUGGGGCUUUGCUGCAAACUGCGCAGCCUGACAGCUCAGGGCAACCUUAUUUGUCUAAAGCCAAAUGCAGAAUCUGCAGAGGAACUAGAUUACAAUUACAGAGCUGAAGUGAAAAAACUCAUUCCCCACCUGGAGUAUUUGGAUGGAAUACCAGCAAGCCAGACUGCUGUCCCUCCUUCCAAUAAGAUGAAUGAGGACUGGCUAAUCAUCAAGGAAUCCAUCAAGGAGGGUGGUUUGCCCAGAGACAUUUCAUGGUUAGGUCCAUGUGCAAUGGCAAGGCAGCCUGGAUCCAGCCCAAGACUUCCUACAACUUCCAGACCUGGAACUGCACAGUGGUCUGCUAGUGCAGGAAGUUGUAGCAAUUCCCAUCUGUUGUACAACAGCUCUCCUCUUCUAGAUCCCACUAUUUCUGAAGACCUGUUUCUAGAUGACUCCAGUGAUUUGACACAUGGACUCAGCCAAGUUAUAUGUGGGAACCCCAUCAAGGCCCUUCGUGCAAGGAGGCUAAAGCUAGGUCCACCUGCAGCGAGCUCCUUGAAACUGUGCAGUCUGAAGAUAGAAAACCCUGACAUCUCAGUAGAAGGAGGAGAUGUGAGCCAGGAAGAUGUCUUCUCUGUGCCGAGCGUGUGGAGAGAACAGCAUAAGCCGUGGUGCCUGCACACAGCUCAGCAAGAAAGUGUCAUCCCAGCAGCAAAGCUAGCUACAGAUGAUGAGGAAGAGGAUGAAGGCUGCAGCCUAGCCAGCGGCGGUGAGAGUGAGCUGAGGGACACCUCAGAUGAGGAUCUCACUGAAGGGAUUUCACCUGAUUCUUCUUGCCAUUCCUGUCUCUCACAGUCCUCCUCAGCAAUACCCCGGGAGCUGAGGAAGCACAGGGCGAGGUGCCUGAAGCUAACCAGCCCAGAGGAGGGCAGGCAGCCCCAGCAAUGCCAGGCAAGGGCAACUCGAGAGACUUCAGCUCAGCUGCUGGGCAAGGGCCUUGCUCUGCUAAGCCUUCACAGUGCGCCAGCAGCACAGGAGUCUCUGCCCUUCAGCCCUCAAAGGCAGUGCCAGCCCGAUGGCAGCACUGCCAGGCAGAGACCUAUCUCAGGACCUGCGGCUGUUGGAUCAGCAGGUGUCAGCCCCACCCUGGACAGGAGUCCCUGCAGAGUGACCAGCCAUCCCCAGCCAGUUGUCCUCUCAUCCCCAGGACCCUCAGGGAGGGUUGGGCUGCUGAACGCCGUUUGCCCUCCAGCUGCUGGGGCAGUGCUGCAGAAACUGCCACCCAGACCCUCUGUCUCAUCAGCGUCUCAAAGCAGGAGUCCCCGUUCAUAGCCCAUGCGUAUCAGACCCAUUGACACCGCGUCAUCUCCACGCGCUGAGUGCAGUCCUGACACUUGGAGGAUCAGUGCCAUCUU